AUGGCGCCAGCGAAGCGAGGAAAGAAAGAUGUGUCCGCGCGCGCCGUGACAAAAUCUAUGAGCAAAGUGAGCGUGGAAGAGGAUACGACGGAUGUGUUCCUUUUUGUGCCGAAUUUGAUUGGCUACGCAAGGGUUAUUCUCGCAGCGAUUUCUCUGUACUACAUGCGCGAUAAUCCCAAGGUUUGCACCGUGCUAUACUGCGUAUCAUGCAUGUUGGAUGCCUUUGAUGGCAUGUUUGCACGCCGGCUGGAUCAGGCGACCAAGUUUGGUGCCGUGCUUGAUAUGGUCACUGAUCGGUGCACCACCUCGUCCUUGCUGUGUUUCCUUACAGCGGCGUACCCCCGCUGUGCGCUGCUUUUCCAGGGUCUGAUUACACUUGACUUUAGCAGCCAUUACAUUCACAUGUACACCACGCUCGUGGCGGGCAGCAAGUCGCACAAAAUCGUGGACUCGGAGGUGUCAAAGAUUUUAUCCUUGUAUUAUACCGACAAUCGUGUCUUGUUUAUUUUCUGCGCGUGCAACGAGAUCUUCUUCGUGUGCUUGUAUUUGAUGGAUUUUUACAAACAGCCUCUUGAAUUGCAAAUCGCUCCGCUGCUUCCUCAUGCCAUGCUGAAGGCCAUUUACGCAGACAGGAACGGCCUUUUCUACCACGCUAUAUUUUAUUAUAUUCCUUCGUUGACCUGGCCGCAAAUUCUUGGCGCGGUGACACUGCCGAUUUGUGCGAUGAAGCAAGCCAUCAACGCAGUGCAGUUCUGGAAAGCGGCAAAGCGCCUUGCAGAGAUCGAUUGCGAAGAGCGCAGCCAGCGCCGCGCGAAGCAUAUCAAAUAG
This is a messenger RNA of Malassezia vespertilionis, 828 nucleotides long. It is a transcript of the gene pis1, whose product is annotated as CDP-diacylglycerol--inositol 3-phosphatidyltransferase. Gene Ontology annotation, cellular component: membrane; Golgi apparatus. Gene Ontology annotation, molecular function: CDP-diacylglycerol-inositol 3-phosphatidyltransferase activity. The transcript is spliced from 4 exons. Bases 1 to 828 code for a protein of 275 amino acids. The record is from RefSeq and is a predicted model, not a curated record. Lineage: Eukaryota; Fungi; Basidiomycota; Malasseziomycetes; Malasseziales; Malasseziaceae. Gene Ontology annotation, biological process: phosphatidylinositol biosynthetic process.